AUGGCAUCGUCCGAUUUUCAGAUCUUUACUUCUCUUCGUUACGACCCUGCCCUCCUCCAAGUUCACUCCCACCCAGACUUCACCCACGCAAGCUGGAACCAUGGCCACUCCUCUCCCUUUUACAUGCUAGACUACCACCGCGACCGCAUGCUUCGCGCAGCUCAUCAUUGGAAAUGGGACUCUGUCAUCUCUUCUCUCACUGGUGACGCUGGACUUCAACUUUUGGCGGAUAAUAUCACAGCUCAUCUCGCUCAAAAAGACCAGCCAGCCCGAGUAAGGGUGGACAUUUUCCAGAACGGGAAACUAACAGUGACGUCCGCUCCCGUCCCAUCAGUCCCCCUCUCAAGACUCUUUCCAACAACACUAGACCCCCCUACACUGGACUUGUACUCGGGCAGUGUGUUCGAAGUGGUAGUCGACACAACAGACAACGUCAAUCCAUCAGAGUUCACACAUUACAAGACCAGCCAGAGACAAGUAUACGAGGAGGCGAGGCAACGGGCCGGUAUCACGUCACCCACGAUUUCCAGGGAAGUCUUGAUUAUGGAUAGCAAGGAUGGGUCGGUAAUGGAGGGGUCGAUUAGCACGCCUUAUUUCUUUCGGGAUGGGAAAUGGGUCACACCGUUCGUGAAUAAGGAGACUGAUAAAGAAUGGCAUGGUGGGCAGGAUGGUACCACCAGGAGGUGGGCUCUGGAGAGGGGACUUGUUGUUGAGGAGGUUGUUUUAGCUCAGUCUCUGGUUGAUGGAGAAAAAUGCUGGCUGAGCACCGGAGUUAGAGGGUUCAUACUUGGGCGGGUAAAACUGAACCCAUGA
Molecule: messenger RNA, 813 nt
Organism: Podospora anserina S mat+
Lineage: Eukaryota; Fungi; Ascomycota; Sordariomycetes; Sordariales; Podosporaceae
Exons: 2
Coding region: 1-813 (270 amino acids)
Molecular function (GO): catalytic activity
Source: RefSeq, a predicted model, not a curated record